Molecule: messenger RNA, 852 nt
Organism: Mesocestoides corti
Lineage: Eukaryota; Metazoa; Platyhelminthes; Cestoda; Cyclophyllidea; Mesocestoididae
Source: the annotation of a GenBank genome assembly
AUGCUUACGCGUUUAACUGUUGACUACGGCCUGGGCCCAUACAUUGCCACUUAUUGCAUAUUGUUUGGUAUCGGCAUGGGAGUCCCCUACUCACUUAUCUUCUCCAUUGCAUCGUCGUGGUUCCCACAACAUCGUGCAACUGUGGUGGGGAUUAUUUCAUCAGGCUUCGGUUUGGGUGCCCUGGUCUUUACACCCAUUCAGACCGCCAUCAUUAAUCCAAAUAACCUGAGCCCAAAUGGAACCAAAUUUCCACCUUCUGUUGAGGAGAAAAUCCCAUCAGUGUUCCUGAUCCUUGGUGGCAUCGUUCUCGCGCUUGAAGUGAUUGCAUGCAUUUUGCUGCAUCAAAAACCCGAGCAGGACAAGACUUCAAAGGCUCUCCAGGGUGGUGACAACGAAAUGGUUGAUCGGACGACAGGUUACGCCAAGGUUGACGUCGACGGUGAUGAUGACAAACACGUUUGUGAAAUGGGCGACAAGACGACUACCGAUGCUCCACGAGUUCCACGAAGUUACACUACCCUCGAGGCGCUGAAGUCGGUGGAUUUCUACUUGCUGUGGACCAUCGUGUUCUUCGAUAUCAUCCCCGUUGUUCUACUAACAUCGACCUUCAAGGUGUAUGGAAUACGAAGCAAAUUCGACGACCAGUUUCUUUCCGCAAUCGCCACCACAAGUGCGGCUUUCAACUGCAUUGGACGCGUGUUCUGGGGAUUCGUGGUGGACCAUCUGUCGUCGAAGUGCCCUCUGAUGACCUUCCUGCUGCUGUGGGCUGCUCUCUUCAUCACCUUCCCCUACGUGGCAGCCAACGAGGCGGGGAAGUACCUCUACGCCAUCUGGGUGUUCGGCCUGUUCUUC